CGCAGCCAACUAGCUAGUACUGGCACGUGAUCCACUAGGAUGGAUAGCGCGUAGGUGAUUUCCCAUCAUUUGACUGCCUGUCAUCCAUAAAGUGUUGGUCCAUGUCGUUACAGUUCUUGCCGUAUGAUCUUCUAUUCAAUAUCGCCCAGGAUCUUGAUAUCGAUGAUGUGCACAAUCUCCAGGCGACUUGCAAGUCCCUUGCGUUUGUUCACCCUUACGAGGCCCGUAUAUCGACAGCUAGCCCAUGACUUACUUGCUCGAUCCAGGCCACUUCCUCUCCACUCCUUCCAGCGUCCUCUCUGAUCUUUCGACACCCGCGCUCAUUGCCGCUGUCGACCGUGCACGAGGUUUUGAGAAGGCGUGGGCGAUCCGUGCCCCUCGACCAGCUCGCCCAAAUCCCUACUACGGAAAUCAGUGGUACAUCACUAUCAGCGUACCCUCUCAUGAAGAGAUCGAUUGGCUAUCUCCCAUCACCAGCAGCUACACACUCUGUGCAACUAAGAGCGGUCGUGUCUUAUGCUGGGAUGUGAGGAGGGAUGUUUGCCUUGCUGAGUGGGACCCGAGAGCGCACAGUAUAUUUCACCAUGGCGAGGGUUCUCAAGGGGUUGCCAGUUUUUCUUUCUUUUUUGAUCUUCAAACUCGACUGACACGCCUUUUCAGAUAUCAUGAUGACCGCGUGAUGGAGUUCAUGCUCAUGCGAUUAUUCUUCCCCCACGAACUCGACGAUUACGAUGAAAUAAAUCAGGCACAACUCUACGUCCAAUCUCCAAUUCUUUCUCACCUCGAUCACUAUGCCAGUGCUGCUGAGCCCGAGCCACGGGAACCUGAAGGAGACUCCCCCAUCCAACUAACGCCUAGGGUCCCAUCGCCCACGCAAGAUCCGCCCCCGUCGAUUCCGAUUCACGAUCAACCACCCACCCCCAUUCCUUCACCACCCGCCUCCCAAACUCCAUCACCACAAAACUCAUCCCUUCUUCAUUCCGGCAGCUUCGGCCCAUCCAGCGUUACGUCCAGCGCCCAAUGCUCCCCAAUGGCGAUAAAUGCGAUCCUACCGCCCGAUUUUGCAGAAUGCAGUGAUCCCCCGCAACUAAAUGGAAUUCCAUCCAAUCAGGCAAAUACUGUUGGAAUUAGAGGUGAUGGUGGUGCCGGGGAACCAUACCAAGGACCUGUCUUCUGCCAUCCCUCCCUCCGAGCGAUGUUUAUCCGCAGCGCGCCUGCGACACCCUCUUGGGAGAGAUAUAUCCCACUUCCUAUGAAUUUUGAUCAACCCCCGCCUCCGCCCCCAGUAUCGACUAUUCCUAUUCCGGAAUCGGCACGACCGGUAUUCGACACACUCACGAGCUUUCAUACAACUGGAGUCAUCAUGAACGUGUUCCUUCUUGACCCACCACGUCGCUUGCUGAGUGCUUUUGUUUGGAUUGCGAGUAGUAACACUAUCGGGUUGUACGUACUCCUUGACUGGGCGAAAGACGACUAUGUGUUUGUGGAUACUGGUGUUGGAUGUCUCAUCUCCUCCAAUUGGUCCUGCAUCCUCCACGAAGACCAAAUCCCGACUGCCGCCUACCAGCACUUUUACCCGCUCGAGGUGCUCAGAACAUAUGGCCGUCCCCGCUGCACCGCUUCCCCGGCAACUCACGCACAGACACCUCCACUUCAAGCAGAAGAGGGCGCGCUACAGGAUAACGAUGGCGAGGACAUACCAGACUCGUUGAAGAACUUGUGGAACAAACUCCCAACGAUAUGUGCGAGACUUACACCGAGUAGGAGUAUCUCAAAGAAAUUUGUGUUUCCUUCUGUGCCGGGGACCUCGGGUGCGGUGGUUGGUAUGCCUCCUGUAGGUGAUGAAGAUGAAGACACUGAAGAGGAGGAUGAAACUGGCGCAGCGGAAGAAGAUCAAGGACAGAGCGAAGAUAAUACUGAGCCCGUUAGUGAAGAACAAACCGGUGCAGCUGAGGUAUCUUUAAUAGUAUCUUCCGCUGAGGAUAAACAGUCCGUGGGUUAUGAAGAACUUGUAGAUGAAGAGGAGCCACCAGAUGACGAAUUUGAUGAUACUCACGAGGGCGAAGAAGAGAUGCCUUCGAAUCCGAAGAGGAAAGGCAAAAGGCGUACACGUUUCGAAGAUGAAGAAGCAGGAAAUGAUAGUCGCGCAGACGGGCCUAGUGACUCCCAAGGUGGUGAAGAUGAAGUAAGGGUUGCGGAUGAACUUAACGCAGGGUCUUCUUCCUCAAGCCAACACAGUCCCAGUCCUAAUCCUGAAUCUACGUCGCAAGACGACGAGGACGAACCAUCCUCUCAAUCUACCACUCCAACCUCUCCCGGACCUCAACAACCUACUCAAGAUGUAGUAGGUCUCGCAACGUCUGAAUCGUUCACAAACCCUUAUCCUUUCCCACCUUGGUACCCUGAGUCAGCACACUUCGUGCGGCAAUGGUGGCCUACCCUCCCUGGUGUCCCGCGGUUGAGCUGUACGGUUGUCCUCCUCGCAGCGCAUGACCCUGAGACGCACCGUACACGCUUUGUGCUCGCGCAGCAUUACUUCAAGGUCCCCAUAGCCUUUGAGGGACUACCCGUUGUGGGAGAAUCAAGUACGAGCAGCUCAUCUCGUUCUACACAACCAAACGACGACGACGACGAUGACAUGCUUCAGUCUGUGGUAUUCGUCUGCGUGCUCGAAGAGGGGGACGACGACGAAGAUACUGGCGACCGUCCACGACCCCUUGUGGCUGUUGAUUUUGGGCACGCAGUAUGGGUGGAAUAUGGUUCUUCUGUUGUACCUCCUACCCUUAAUGUUCGCGCACGCGCCGACAACAAUUCUCCCGGCAUUUACGGUACAGACAGUGUUGAAGCAAAUGUAGAGCCAGACACGCAGCCUCACGCACACUUUGCGCAUUUCGAGAACGAUCACCCGCAUCCGCACCCGCGGCGGCGGGUUCCCAAAUGUCUGCGCUUCGUCACCUUCCCUCCUGUGCAUGGCCGCCGGGGACGGACUGAAGAGGCGGUGGUGCGCACGCUCGAGAUACCAGAGGAACUAGAUUUGGAUGUCGUUGAGACGAUCAACAUUGAUCAGAGCCAAGGGGCUGUGAUUUUGAGCGUGAGGGACGGCAAGAUUUUUAUUUUGAGGUAUGAAUGAUAUUCUUGGAGUGGCGGCGGACGGAUGUGACAUAGACGAUUGUGUGAUACAUGAUCAAACCCCAUGGAAGCCGUCCUCGGACGAGCUGGGACUGUACCUGGCUGUACCUAUGUAGAUAUAUGUAUAUAUCAUAACUCUGUUCCUUGACAUUCUCCUGUACCAAUGACCAAUACAUGUCUACCACUUA
Molecule: messenger RNA, 3317 nt
Organism: Suillus bovinus
Lineage: Eukaryota; Fungi; Basidiomycota; Agaricomycetes; Boletales; Suillaceae
Exons: 8
Coding region: 245-3130 (961 amino acids)
Source: RefSeq, a predicted model, not a curated record